AUGGACAUCUUGGAGACGGACGCCUACGAUAGGAGACAGCGCAGGAACACGUCCUGCAUUCUGUUUCUUUUUCUCCUCCCUUUCUUCGCUUCUGCAGCACUGUAUUUCUACCUGUGGAUCCCAGAUUCUGCUCCGUCCAUCCUGGCUGCAGGUGUGAAGGCAGCCCCCGUGCUCUCACUGGUGUUCAUGGUGCUGAGUUACAAUGGGGUGUGGAGCCUGUUGGGCGUGGCUGGAGGGCUGGUGAUGUCAGCGGGAGGAGACGUCUGUCUCAUCUGGCCACAUCUUUUCCUCCAGGGAAUGGUCUGCUUUGCUCUGGCCCACCUACUGUACUGUCUUUCCUUCCUUACUUCCCGUUAUUCCUCUCACGCCUCGUCUUCCUGGGGCUUCUACUUCUUCUGCCUCCUGCUUUGGGGAGCAAGUGGUGCAGUUUACAUCUAUCUCCUGCCCUUCCUCCAGAAGUCACCGGAGCCUGAGGUUUUUGUCCUGGCUGUUGGAGGCUACUCGUUUCUCAUUGUUCUGAUGGUGACUCUUGCGGCACGAACGAGGCAUCCACUGGUCCUGCUGGGUGGCCUGGUCUUCAUGGUGUCUGACUUCACUCUUGCGCUGCAGCAGUUCAAAGCUGUUGAGCAUCUGGAUCAUGGCAGGCAUAUUGUCAUGACAACGUACUACCUGGCCCAGCUGCUGAUCGCCGUUGGUGACGUGAAGGUAACGAUGACGGAGCAGGUCGAGGAGCUGCACAAAUGGAAGAGGUCAUAG
Neoarius graeffei (lesser salmon catfish) is the source of this 756-nucleotide messenger RNA. It is a transcript of the gene tmem86b, whose product is annotated as transmembrane protein 86B. Gene Ontology annotation, cellular component: membrane. The transcript is spliced from 3 exons. The record is from RefSeq and is a predicted model, not a curated record. Lineage: Eukaryota; Metazoa; Chordata; Actinopteri; Siluriformes; Ariidae. The coding region runs from base 1 to 756 and encodes 251 amino acids.